AUGACCAGAAUAAGCCACCAAUGGGAUGACGCUGAUGUUUGCGAAAUGGAUAUUCUUGAUCAUAGUUUUCUAAACGAUCUGGUUCCAUUUACAAAAACAUUUUCUUACGACGGAGAGCAUCAGCUGAACAAUCUCCUUGACUCUGAGUUCUCGGAAAGAACAGCAUACUUCCUUCUUCGCUCCGGAAAAAAGUCGAUCGAGAGUAUUAUCAAGUCGGUUGAAACCUAUUCUAUUUCGUCCUUUGAUAUCACUGAAGGGUUGAUCCUUUUCAAAUUAUCUUUUCGAACCCACGCCGCCGCUGUCCACGAAAUUAAUCUCCUAAUAAUAGAGAAGCUUCUGCCAAUGGGACUCGAUAAGGCUAUUCAAGGCUUUCCUAGACCGAGAAUCACAGGUAAAGAAAGCACCAGAGGCAAGGAGCCUGACUACAGUUGGUGUCCCACAAGGACACCCCGUUCAUCUGCUCAUGUUAAGACCAGAAUGCCCACAGUUGCUCUUGAAGUGGCGGUCACAGAAGAUGAUAAGAAACUGAAUUCGGAUGUUCGCUACUGGCUGAGUCCCAACGAUGGAAAUGCCAACCUGUGUCUUACACUUCGAAUCAAUCCCAUCAACAACGAGAUUCGAAUGGAAAGUUGGGCACGGAAGGAUAACAACGAUAACAAGCAGCGCGCCAGGAUCGAUCGUACUCAGGUCAUAUAUGUGCACAGCACACAAGAGGGCCGCCCAAUCGUGACCGGGGACCUCCCCUUUCGAAUCCCAUUCGAAAGCCUCAUGUUACGGCCAAUCGAUGCUCAGACAGCCGCUGAACAGGACAUCAUAUUCUCGCAAGCAGACCUUGAGGAGGCUGCCAGAUCUAUUUGGAUUGCAGAGGAGGAGGAGGAGGAGUAA
This is a messenger RNA of Penicillium chermesinum, 885 nucleotides long. RefSeq lists its product as uncharacterized. The transcript has a single exon. NCBI's taxonomy places the organism in Eukaryota, Fungi, Ascomycota, Eurotiomycetes, Eurotiales, Aspergillaceae. The coding region runs from base 1 to 885 and encodes 294 amino acids. The record is from RefSeq and is a predicted model, not a curated record.